UGCGCUAAUCAGAUGUGACACAGCAUUUAAGUGGCUGUAAAAGUUUAAGAAUUUUUCAGUAGUGACGUUCCUAAAUGGCGCAUAAAUGGUCCAAAAUUUGGAUUUGGUAAACGAAUUGAAGUGAUAUCAGUUGCACUUCGUUAUUACUGGCUAAGAAUUCUAUUUAAACCAUGCAAUAUAACUAUAUUAUUGCUGCCAGAAGGUUAUAAGAAUCCCCAGGAAGUCGCGACUACCGAAAGUCCAAUACAUUGAAGGAACUAGCGCGGAAGCUAACACAUGCACACCGUGCAACUCGUAAGAAACGGAUGAACGAGCACACAUACACAUGAGUUUCGGUUAAAUUGACCAUUGGAUCUUAAGAAGUUUGUUUACCUUCAGAAGAAGAAUCAGUUUUCCAAAAGAACAUAUAACGAACAAUGAUGUCCUAAAGCCCCGCCCCCGCGCCACUGUUGGGGGCGAUAGGCAUAUAUAAAAAGCAACUCAGACGCUUAACUCCACAGCGUAUUAUCUAGCAAAUGGCGAAGAAUACGAAUUCUAUUGGGUUUUUCUUGGCCAUCAGCUUGAUUGGAAUGCUUGUUUCGCAUUCCAAUCAAGAGACUCUGCCAUGCGCGCUGAAAGAGUACAGCACAGGACUCGUAUGUGUUUGCAAUUCUAAGUAUUGUGACUAUUUGGAUGAUCCGACGCCAAGCGAAGAAUAUGUUUUUGCUGUUGUCUCUUCGUCCAAGUCGGGUCUGCGCUUCGCGACGACACAUGGCCAGUUUAAUCUUUACAAAAAAUAUUAUAUUUUCGAUUACGAUCAACUCAUCGCCAGAUCUAUGGAAGCUCCGACUGCUGAGAGCAUUGAGAUAGAAGUUGACCGGGAGCAACGCUGGCAGAAGACUCAAGGCUUUAUUGGCUCGAUUUCCGACUCAAUAGAAAAUAUUUCAAAGAUGUUCCCAAGAACGUUGCGAAAACAUAUCUAUCAAUCCUUCUUUACGCAACACGGCAUUAACGUCGAUUUCAUUCGCGUUCUCGGGCUUGGCGUAAGCGAGAAGUAUUUAGAGGACUCCGAUCCCAUUUUUGGAUCGUGGGAGCGUGGUGAGAAAUUCGCACAAACCUUACUAAAAUACCUCAACACCGAUUCAAAUGAAACGGAACCGAUAAACUGCAACAUUUUGUUGGACUAUGAAGGUGGCGAUGCGCCAAUGAUUGCCAACACCACAAAUCACCUUGAGGUUUACAAACAACCGUUGUUCUAUACGAUGGGACAUUUCACAAAAUUCAUAGCCGGAGGUUCAGUUCGCAUUGCUGCUGAAAAUAAAAAUGAUAAUGUGGAUGUGGUGGCCUUUUUGAGAGCGGAUGAAAGCGUGGCCGUAAUCAUCCUAAACCGUAAUCCCGUUAGUGUUGAUGUUGGUAUUCAAGAUACCUACCGCGGAGCUGUUUUAUUCAAAAUUCCUCCACACUCGAUUCACACCGUUCUAUAUAUUUAAAAAUAAGUUAUAUAUAUUAUAUAUGUAUAUCGGUA
This is a messenger RNA of Bactrocera tryoni, 1504 nucleotides long. RefSeq names its product lysosomal acid glucosylceramidase-like. The transcript has 8 exons. Lineage: Eukaryota; Metazoa; Arthropoda; Insecta; Diptera; Tephritidae. The coding region runs from base 516 to 1469 and encodes 317 amino acids. Gene Ontology annotation, biological process: glucosylceramide catabolic process. Gene Ontology annotation, molecular function: glucosylceramidase activity. The record is from RefSeq and is a predicted model, not a curated record.